CAGAGACCUCUACUCUGCAGUGAGAGCAGCAGUAGCAGUGGCUACAACACACAUCAGCAGCAGUGGCUACAACACACAUCAGCAGCAGUAGCAGCAGCAGCAUCAGUGGCCACAUCACACAUCAGCAGCAGCAUCAGUGGCUACAACACACAUCAGCAGCAGAAUCAGUGGCUACAUCAGCAGCAGCAGAUCAUCUCCUGCUGUUCCGCAGCAGCAUCAGAAUCGGGCAGCAGUAGAAACAACAACAGCAGCAGCAACGAACGACGUUCAACGUCUGUGCCAAGUUGAAAGAGCAGUUUUUGGGGGGCAAGGAACAGCGUUAACAAAAAAUAAUUGAAACAGCAGCAGCAGCAGCACAACAACAAAAACGACGAGUACAAGCAAGCAAGCAUCAGCUGCUGCUGCUGCUGUUUGCUCAUGCUGAUCUCUCUAAGCAGACGCUGCUGCUGCUGCUACUAACAUCACGCGCGUCUCUUCCCAGCUGAUGCUGCUUCACUCUUGACAAGUUGCCGAGUCGACAGACAGCGGACAGAGAGAGAGCAGAGAGACGCGUCGGUUGUUGAGAGCAUCACAGAGAGUCUGAAACUAGGGAGACACCAUGGUGUACGGCAUCACAGCGCGGCUGCAGAGGCAGCUGGACAAGGCGGAAGGCGUAGGCACCACGAGCGAGAGGUCCAGCAAACACCUGGGCCAGGACUUCGAGAAGAUCCGGGGCUGGUGCCUGCAGAACGGCACCCUCUUUGAGGACGACCGCUUCCCCGCCACGGCCAGCUCCCUCGGCUUCAAGGAGCUGGGACCCGGCUCGUCCAAGACACGUGGAGUGCAGUGGCGUCGGCCUACGGAGAUAUGCUCAAACCCGCAAUUCAUUGUGGGAGGAGCGACGCGCACGGACAUCUGCCAAGGCAGCUUGGGCGACUGCUGGCUGCUGGCGGCUAUCGCCUCCCUGACGCUGAACGAGAAACUGCUGGCGCGAGUCGUACCCUCGGGCCAAGAGUUCACCGGUGGCUACGCCGGUAUCUUCCAUUUCCAGUUCUGGCAGUUUGGCGAGUGGGUGGACGUGGUGAUCGACGACCGCCUGCCCGUCAAGUCCGGGGAGCUCGUGUUCGUCCACUCGGCCGAAGGGAACGAGUUCUGGAGCGCGCUGCUCGAGAAGGCCUAUGCCAAAAUGAACGGCUCGUACGAAGCCCUGACCGGGGGCAGCACGAGCGAGGGCUUUGAGGACUUUACGGGCGGUGUCACCGAGACGUUCACCCUCUCCAAGGCGCCCCAUAACCUCUGGAAACUCCUCAACCAGGGCGUGCAGAGAGGCUCGCUCAUGGGCUGCUCCAUCGACAUAACGAGCGCGGCCGACACGGAGGCCAUCACGACGUGGAAGCUGGUGAAGGGCCACGCCUACUCCGUCACGGGUGUGGACCAGGUGUACCACAACGGAGGCAUGGUGAAGCUCGUCCGUAUCCGAAACCCCUGGGGCCAAGUCGAGUGGGUCGGCCCGUGGAGUGACAGCUCGCGGCAGUGGAACGAGGUGUCGGACGACGAUCGGGAUCGGCUCAUGGUCAAGAGUGAAGAUGGCGAGUUCUGGAUGUCGUACGACGACUUCUUGCGCCAGUUCUCACGGCUGGAGAUCUGCAACCUGACGGCGGACGCACUCUCGGACGAUAAUCUCCACUUCUGGAGCUCCGUGGUGCACGAGGGCAGCUGGGUGCGCGGCUGCAGCGCCGGCGGCUGCCGAAACUUCCCGGACACUUUCUGGAGCAACCCGCAGUUCCGGCUGAGCCUGCUGGAGGAGGACGACGACCCCGAGGACGACGAGGAGGGCUGCACCGUCGUGGUGGCGCUCAUGCAGAAGGACCGACGCAAGCAGCGCCGGCAGGGCCGCGACCUCCUCACCAUGGGCUUCGCCAUCUACCAGGUCCCACAGUCGCACGUGGGGCAGCCGCAGCUGAAGCUGAAGAAGGACUUCUUCCAAUUCCACGCGUCCAAGGCACGCUCCGAGGUGUUCAUCAACACUCGCGAGGUGUCCCAGCGCUUCCUGCUGCCCCCGGGCGAGUACAUCGUCAUGCCCUCCUCCUUCGAGCCCAACCAGGAGGCCGACUUCAUCCUGCGCGUCUUCUCGGAGAAGCAGCAAGCGGUGGAAAAAAUGGACGAUGACGUCGACAUUGUAAUGCCCGAGUUGGACUUGGAGGUGCCAGUGGACCCGGCCUUCGUCAAUGUGUUUGCCAGGCUCGCCGGAGCGGACAACGAGAUCAGCCCCACGGAGCUGCGGGACAUCCUCAACCGCGUUGUGGGAAAACAUGCCGACCUCAAGACGGACGGCUUCAGCCUGGACGCCUGCCGCAACAUGGUGUCACUCAUGGACAGGGACGGCAACGGCAAGCUGGGCAUCAAGGAGUUCAACUUCCUGUGGCAACGCAUCAAGACGUGGCAGCAAAUCUUCCGACAGUUCGACAUGGACCACUCGGGAAACAUGAACGGGUACGAGUUCCGCCUCGCUCUGGCUGAAGCAGGCUUCCGUCUGAACGACCAGCUGACACAGACCAUCACCAUGCGCUACAUGGAGGAGAGCGGAGUCAUCGACUUCGACAACUACCUGUGCUGCCUCGUGCGGCUCGAGACCAUGUUCCGGAUAUUCCAGGCCCUCAACAAGGAUGGUGAUGGAACAAUUAAGCUCAAACUGCCCGAGUUCCUGAACCUCACCAUGUUCGGUUGAGGAGGGAGAGGAGGCGCGGGGGAAGCGAGCAGCAGGAACGCAGCAGCGACGGCAACAGAGAUCGGAUGUCAGCUGGCGCAUGAGCUCCAGCUCGUGCACGCUCCUACACGCGUGUGUGUGUGUGUCUUCGUUCGCGUGCAUGUGUGACAGUGUCGGCGUGUUGCCUACCCGAGUGUGCUCGUGCGAGUGAAUGCGUGGGGUAGAGCUGUCGGAGAGCUACAGUGAGUGGUGAGCGUGCUGCGCUGCACACCCAGCAAACCAAGUUCGAUGCCCGGCCAAAGUUCACGUCUGUGACUUAAAUGUGAAUUGGUCCUAGGCCUCCCCUAGGUCGGCUCGUACAUAAAUGAUUACCCUGGUACGGUGUGUAAACGCAAAGGCGGCAGCUGGAAGCGAUGCUGGCCACAACACCCCCUUGUUCGCAUUGCCUGUGUAUGUUGAACUUAUUUCGCACCGUGCUCGCUAACAGCACUUGCCUUAACAGUCUGUAUGGCCAUAAGGGGGGGGGGGGGGUAUCUGUUUGUGAGUGAGUCGGUUGCUAUCCGUAUCGAGCUGCAGAGUGCGAGCGCGUGCGUGCGUUGGGUGAACAGCCGAUGGCGGGACACCCACCUCGCCAAAAACCACACACCGUCACGGCGCAGCGCCGGCCUUAAUAGGUGCUCGCUAAUCUAGCAACUCGUGCCUCACCGGGCCAAAUGGAGGCCAAACAAGCGGGGGGGGGGGGGGGGGCAGCAUGUCUAUGCUUGUAUGCUCUGACACAUGCUUCUCUUACAUGUGUGUGUGACAAGUGCAAGCGAGUGUAUGGUCACACCAAAAGUAUUUCGGGACGCCGACCGUCAUGCAUGUGCACAGUCCUAGUAGGCGAUUCACGCCGCCUCGAAUCGCCGGCGUGCGUGUCUUGUACGUACGUGGGUGGCCAGCCGUGCUAAUCGGAGGGUUGCGAGGAGGAGGAGGGGAGGACAACAAACAAAACACGAACGAGCAGUUCUCAAUCAGUGGUGGGCAACCGUGCGGGGCCUCGUGCGGGGCCUCGUGCCCUCCCGCGGAGCCCCUCGUGAUGGCCCGCCGGUGUCGGUGUCUCGAUGUCGAUGGCGUGGGGUGGGGUGGGGGGCGGCGGUCACGCUCGGUGCACGACCGCGACGACGUCGAAGCUUUGCGGCCCACCGGGGGUGCAGGAGGGGGGGCCUGCUCGUGAGGCCCGCCGACCAUGAUCCGGGUUGCCCGCCGAUUGUGGUCCGGAUUGCCCACCGUGGUUUUGGUUGCCCGCCGUGGUUUUGGUUGCCCGCCGUGGUUUUGGUUGCCCGCCGUGGUUUGGGUUGCCCGCCGUGGUUUGGGUUGCCCGCCGAUUGUGGUCCGGGUUGCCCGCCGUGGUCCGGGUUGCCCGCCGUGGUUUUGGUUGCCCGCCGUGGUUUGGGUUGCCCGCCGUGGUUUGGGUUGCCCGCCGAUUGUGGUCCGGGUUGCCCGCCGUGGUCCGGGUUGCCCGCCGUGGUUUUGGUUGCCCGCCGUGGUCCGGGUUGCCCGCCGUGGUUUGGGUUGCCCGCCGAUUGUGGUCCGGGUUGCCCGCCGUGGUUUGGGUUGCCCGCCGUGGUCCGGGUUGCCCGCCGAUUGUGGUCCGGGUUGCCCGCCGUGGUUUGGGUUGCCCGCCGUGGUUUGGGUUGCCCGCCGUGGUUUGGGUUGCCCGCCGUGGUCCGGGUUGCCCGCCGUGGUUUGGGUUGCCCGCCGAUUGUGGUCCGGGUUGCCCGCCGUGGUUUGGGUUGCCCGCCGCUGGUCUCGAUUGUGGAAAUUCGAAUCAAAAGGUGGCGAAAAACCCUGGGCGCGAGCCCAUCGGGGGAGGGGGGGUCUCUCUGCUGCAGUGCCACACACAAAAAAUGGGUGGGGAGGGGGCGUCCGAUGCGUUUUGAAAACCUGACAGAGGUCGUUUAAAUGCAGUAUAUACGCACGCGCACACAAUGUGCACACGCGUCUACAUAGCUACGCAGUGUAUUCAUGCAAGCGUAUAUAACGAAUAAUGGGGGGGGGGGGGGGUAGGGUUUCUUUUCAUUUACUGCUUACGUUUGGGUAUUUGUCGUUUUCUAAAAAGCACCAAUACGGUGCCAAUCGCACGUUCAGAUUUUUUUUAUUUUAGUUUGGUGGGGUUGGUGGGAUGUUCAUGUGAGCGCGUGUAUCAUUUUUUUUUAAAUUCUCAAAACAUCUCAAGUUUUCAUUGUCCUUAUACCGUGUAUCAUUUUUUGUUCGUUUGCCAUUGUUUAAAUUCGGGCUGUGUUUUCCCACUCACCGUGAGAGUCAUCCCAUCGGCACCCGAUUUGUUGAGUAAGCGCGUGUCCCAGUGACAUUGCUGAAGCGAGGCUCUGGAGCUCAGGGGGAGUCUCCAGCUGGAACACGUGGGCAGCAGCCCCCCCCCUCCCCCGUAGGAAACUGUUCAGCUGCCUUAUCACGCCCUAUCUAGAGUGAGGGGGGAGUGUGUGGUGUGUGUGUUUGUGUGUGCGCCUGAAGCACAGGUGGUGCAUUUGCAAGUCAUCUCAGUCAACCCGUGGCACCUGGGUCUGUCCCGUGACUUCUUGUCAGCGAAACUUUAAAAACUUCAAACGGCUUCAAAGUGCACCUAGCCUGGCACAAGCACCGCGGUGACGUAACCGCCACUUGUAUGGGAGUGGAGCGGUUAGUGCACUGCGAUACAAACGCGGUGACCCUAGUUAGAUUCCCUAUUGUGGUCAACACCAAUGACGAUAAUCUGAACCGGUCCUGGACCUCCCCUAGGUCGACUCGGCCUCAAACGAGUACUUGGCGUGGUGUGUAAACAUCGCCACUGGGGUGACAAAGGCGGCCGGGCGUGGUGUUGGCCACUCAUCCCCAUCAUGUGCUGUGCCGGCCUUCAUAGGUGCUGCUCACUGACGGCACUAACCCCAAAAGUCUGUUAGGGUCUUUGUCUUUGCGUGGUAGAGACCUGCCGUGACUCCAAAGUCGGGCACGAAGUGACUUCCAGCCCAGGCUUCCCAGCCAGGAAUUGCACGCAACCUUGUGGGAGGACAUGUGGUGAUAGCCCAGCACCUACUGGUGCAGUAAACAUCGUUGGAUUCA
This is a messenger RNA of Lethenteron reissneri (Far Eastern brook lamprey), 5782 nucleotides long. RefSeq names its product calpain-1 catalytic subunit-like. Gene Ontology annotation, cellular component: cytoplasm. Gene Ontology annotation, biological process: proteolysis. The record is from RefSeq and is a predicted model, not a curated record. NCBI's taxonomy places the organism in Eukaryota, Metazoa, Chordata, Hyperoartia, Petromyzontiformes, Petromyzontidae. Gene Ontology annotation, molecular function: calcium ion binding; calcium-dependent cysteine-type endopeptidase activity.